Messenger RNA from Malassezia pachydermatis, 381 nucleotides. RefSeq lists its product as hypothetical. The coding region runs from base 1 to 381 and encodes 126 amino acids. Lineage: Eukaryota; Fungi; Basidiomycota; Malasseziomycetes; Malasseziales; Malasseziaceae. Gene Ontology annotation, biological process: 2-oxoglutarate metabolic process. The transcript has 2 exons. The record is from RefSeq and is a predicted model, not a curated record.
AUGCUUCGAUCGACAUGUAUCCGUGCGGCGCGUGCGCAUACACCCAUGAUCCGUUUCCCGGAUCGUCGUGCUCCUAAAGAAAAGCAUGAGCCUAAGCCUCAUCCCGAUGCGCCGUCUGAGAUUGCCAAGGACUUUGAUCGAUUCCGCCAGGUGCUUGAGUCGGGUCCUCACUUUGAUGCCUCGAAGCUGAAGCCGUUCAGCUUGCACCAAGGCAAGAGCUCGAGCUCGAGCUCGAGCUCGUCGUCGUCGUCGUCGUCCUCGGCGAACGUGAGCGACAGCGUGUACGACUUGCCACCCCGUUUCUGGAACACACCUGCUCUGCAAUGGAGUGAGGCGGAGAUGGCCGCUGUGCAGUCUGGUGGCGCUUCGAUGCUCGACUAA